AUGUUCUUCACCUAUAUUUAUUACAAAUUCUUUGCGUUCCUGACCAGAACAAUUGUCACUCGUGGAAGACGCAUCUCUGCCAAGCCCGAUGACGUCUAUCAAAUCAAAUCCAGAGAUGCUGGGAGAACGAUCAAGGCGCAUAUCUAUAGAUCGGCCUCUGAGCAAAAGCUCUCUCCAGUUCUGAUCAACUUCCACGGAAGUGGAUUCCUGAUCCCCUUGCAUGGCAGUGACGAUGAAUUCUGUCGCCAAGUGAGCCAAGAAACCAGAUACACCGUGCUGGAUGUCCAGUAUCGCUUAGCACCAGAACAUCCAUUCCCGGCAGCACUCAAUGAUGUCGAAGAUGUCGUUAACUGGGUUCUCGAACAAUCGGACAAGUUCGACCUAUCCCAAGUCGCCAUCUCGGGGUUCAGUGCCGGAGGGAACCUGGCGCUGGCCGCUUCAUCAACAUUAUUCCCUCGCGAGACCUUCCGCUCCGUUCUCGCAUUCUACCCAGUGACCGAUCUAUACUCAGGACCACAAUCCAAGGUAGCACCGGACACCCGAGGAAAGCCCCUUCCCGUCACGGUGGCGCGUUUGUUCGACAACUGUUAUGUCCCUUCCUCAUUCGACGCCAGGGACCCUCGCAUCUCACCCAUUUUUGCCCAGGCGGAGAGAUUUCCUGACCGCCUUAUGAUUGUGACUGGAGCUGGUGACAAUCUUGCGUAUGAGGCUGAAGACAUAGCGGCUAGGGUGGGAAAGCUACCUGGACGACAGGUGGUUUGCCAACGCAUGCAGGGCUGUGACCAUGCCUGGGAUAAAGGGGCCAAGGCAGGCACCGUCCAGGGUGAUGCGAAAGAAAAGGCCUAUGCAAUGGCAGUUGCGAUGCUACUGCGUCAGUAA
This is a messenger RNA of Aspergillus wentii DTO 134E9, 879 nucleotides long. RefSeq names its product putative esterase/lipase. The transcript has a single exon. Lineage: Eukaryota; Fungi; Ascomycota; Eurotiomycetes; Eurotiales; Aspergillaceae. Bases 1 to 879 code for a protein of 292 amino acids. The record is from RefSeq and is a predicted model, not a curated record. Gene Ontology annotation, molecular function: hydrolase activity.